AUGAACGGCAGACGGCGGCUGCGGCCCACCGGGCCCGACACCCGGCGAUCUUCUCGCUUUUCGCAAUCUUCAUCUUCAGCUGCAGCAAAAAGGAGCCGCGGGGGCGCUGCUGGCGGCGGCGAAGGCCCCAGCGGCCCCCCCGCGGCCGCCCGCAAGCGCCCGCGAUUCGAAGACGAAAAUAUUGAAUCGGACUCUGCCUCUGGCGUGGAAAGCCCCCCUUCGACUGACAGCGAGUCUGAAGAUGGUGAGAGCUGCAGAUCCGCGGCAGCAACCGCGGCGGCCCAGUGGUCGCCGCUGCGGCCAAAAGCUGCAUUCUGCGCUGCUGCAGCUGCAGCAGCAGCUGCAGCAGCAGCUGCAGCAGCAGCUGCAGCAGCAGCAGGUGCAGCAGCAGCAGCUGCGCGGAGGUGUGCAGCAGCAGGGGAAACAGCGGACGAGGCGCGGCUGCGGGUGGCUCGGGCGUAUCUGCGGGAGCUGUCUGCUGCUGCUGCUGGUGCUGGUGCUGCUGCUGCUGCUGCUGCUGGGCGGUCCCAGGGACUUGAAGCAGACCCGGCCUUCGGCUCUGGCAGCAGCAGCAGCAGCAGCAGCAGCGAGAGCGAGGGGCCCCGGGGGCCCCCCGAGGACUCCGAAGAAGAAGACCCUUUUGAAUCGGAGACAGAAAAGGAGAAGUUGGUGGAGACCCUCAAGAGCCGCAAGCAGCAGCAAAAGGGCGCGGGAAACACCCCCGCGUUGGUGAACAGUUUGUUGACUUCGCUGUGCAACAUUUCGCCCUUCUUUAGGCUUGCGCAGGCCUUAGCUGGCUCCCAAGUUCGCCGCGUGGCCCAGACGCUGCGGCUGCGGGACUUGGGAUUUUUCAAAGAAGAUGACCGGCUCUUCUUUUCCGGAGGCGCCGACCAUGUGGUCAAGGCCUGGGACCCGCGGGCCUCCAACUGCAGGUGCGCGUUUGAGCUGCGGGGCCACCGGGGCCCUGUGAACGGGCUGAGCCUGAACGGGGGCCCCCUGGGGGCCCCCGACGAAGACAGUCCUUUGCUGAGUUGCAGCGAAGACAAAAGCAUCAAAAGUUGGAAUCUGAUUUCCCGAUUGGCUUCCAACCACUUUUAUGGCCACACUGCAGCAGUCAACUGUAUAGACACCCUGCAGCCCAACAAGCCCCUCACUGGCGGCAGCGACGGCACUCUCAGGGCCUGGAAGCUGGUGCAGGACACGCACCGGGCGUUUCCGUCUCUGGGGUCCUGCGUGGACUCCGUGGCUUGUUUGUCUCCUUCUUUGUUUGCCUGUGGGGCCCAGGGGGGCCUUUUGGCUCUCUUCAGCAGCAGCAGCAGAAGGCCGCUGGCCUGCGUGCGCGCGGGCCGCCCGGGUGUCUGUACACCGCAGCAGCAGCAGCAGGCCGCGGCCACACCGCAGCAGCAGCAGCAGCAGCAGCAGCAGCCGGGCGCCGCCAAGCCCCAGCAGCAACCGGGACUCCGCACGCCGCAGCAGCAGCCGGCUGUCCGAACACCGCAGCAGCAGCCAGGUGUCCGUACACCGCAGCAGCAGCCAGGUGUCUGUACACCGCAGCAGCAGCCAGGUGUCUGUACACCCCAGCGGCCACUCAGAGCCGCGGGAAACCCCACAGGCGUUUCCGCCCUCUGCGCUCUGCCGGGCACUGACGGCCUUUUGGUGGGCACUGAGGCCGGCACUUUGCAGCUCUGGGAGGCUGCGCAGCGAGACAAGGGCGGCGUGCUGCGGGCUGUGGAGGCAGCAGGCGUGGCUGUGGGGGGCUCCGUGGCAGCAGUGGCACUUUCUGCUGCUGGAGAUUUCGCAGUUGCUGCUGUCAGCAGCGAAAGCCGACUCGGCCGCUUUUUCAAAAGUGAUGGCGCAAAAAACGGAAUUCGGCUGCUGCGUCUGGAGGCCGCCUGA
This is a messenger RNA of Eimeria necatrix, 1896 nucleotides long. Its product is annotated as U3 small nucleolar ribonucleoprotein complex-associated protein, putative. Gene Ontology annotation, molecular function: snoRNA binding; protein binding. The record is from RefSeq and is a predicted model, not a curated record. Gene Ontology annotation, cellular component: small-subunit processome. The transcript is spliced from 8 exons. Bases 1 to 1896 code for a protein of 631 amino acids. Lineage: Eukaryota; Apicomplexa; Conoidasida; Eucoccidiorida; Eimeriidae.